Molecule: messenger RNA, 1512 nt
Organism: Epinephelus fuscoguttatus (brown-marbled grouper)
Lineage: Eukaryota; Metazoa; Chordata; Actinopteri; Perciformes; Serranidae
Exons: 6
Coding region: 1-1017 (338 amino acids)
Source: RefSeq, a predicted model, not a curated record
AUGCCUGCACGUCACCUGGAUCCAGAACUCCGUCGCCACCAGAGGACGAGAGUCCACCUGACAGUCCAGACUUCAGAUGAUCUGAACUGGAUCCUGACCUCAGUCACAGGUAGAUGUUAUCUGAACUGGAUCCUGACCUCCGUCACAGGUAGAUAUUAUCUGAACUGGAUCCACACCUCCGUCACAGGUAGAUGUUAUCUGAACUGGAUCCAGACCUCAGUCACAGGUAGAUGUUAUCUGAACUGGAUCCUGACCUCCGUCACAGGUAGAUAUUAUCUGAACUGGAUCCACACCUCCGUCACAGGUAGAUGUUAUCUGAAUUGGAUCCUGACCUCCGUCACAGGUAGAUGUUAUCUGAACUGGAUCCACACCUCCGUCACAGGUAGAUGUUAUCUGAACUGGAUCCUGACCUCAGUCACAGGUAGAUGUUAUCUGAACUGGAUCCUGACCUCCGUCACAGGUAGAUGUUAUCUGAACUGGAUCCAGACCUCAGUCACAGGUAGAUGUUAUCUGAACUGGAUCCUGACCUCCGUCACAGGUAGAUGUUAUCUGAACUGGAUCCACACCUCCGUCACAGGUAGAUGUUAUCUGAACUGGAUCCUGACCUCAGUCACAGGUAGAUGUUAUCUGAAUUGGAUCCAGACCUCCGUCACAGGUAGAUGUUAUCUGAAAUGGAUCCAGACCUCCGUCACAGGUAGAUGUUAUCUGAACUGGAUCCAGACCUCAGUCACAGGUAGAUGUUAUCUGAACUGGAUCCAGAUCUCCGUCACAGGUAGAUGUUAUCUGAAAUGGAUCCAGACCUCCGUCACAGGUAGAUGUUAUCUGAAUUGGAUCCAGACCUCAGUCACAGGUAGAUGUUAUCUGAACUGGAUCCUGACCUCAGUCACAGGUAGAUGUUAUCUGAACUGGAUCCUGACCUCCGUCACAGGUAGAUGUUAUCUGAAAUGGAUCCAGACCUCCGUCACAGGUAGCUGUUAUCUGAACUGGAUCCUGACCUCAGUCACAGGUAGAUGUUAGGUUUUUUUCGGUUUUUGGUAUUACCAGUUCAGUUCGGUACUCCGUCUUGGACCAGGUUUUUGUUUUUUUUUUUAGACUGACCGGACUGCAUACUCGGGCGGAAUGUAGGCGGAGUGGACUCAGUGGAGGUCUGCCCGGUAAAAGCGGACUUUUGCAAGCCCUGUGCGUGCAAAGCACGACCGCACGGACUGCGCACCAGUGUCACACAAAAGAUUGCUCGGCAUGUAUUUUUCACAUUGCGGGGAUUUUUCACUGACAUUUUUACCGGAAACUACAACGCGGUAGUGCGCUCGACUAUGGAAGCCCGAAUAACUGCGGACAUUCCUGGCCUGGAGUCCGCUCCACUUAUAGUACGCCCGAGUCUGUGAGCACCUAUAGAUAGGAACAGAGUGCCGACAUCAAAGGCCGUCGGAGUCUGUGAGCACCUAUAGAUAGGAACAGAGUGCCGACAUCAAAGGCCGUCGGAGUCUGUGAGCACCUGUGUCUGCCUCUUCG